GGACAGACGCACGCGCCGCCGGACCCUCCGCGGCCAUGGCCGAACACGCCGCUCGCCGCUGCUGCCUGGGCUGGGACUUCAGCACGCAGCAGGUGAAAGUUGUUGCUGUUGAUGCAGAGCUGAACGUCUUCUACGAGGACAGUGUGCACUUUGACAGAGACCUUCUAGAAUUUGGGACUCAGGGUGGAGUUCAUGUUCACGAGGAUGGGCUGACAGUGACUUCUCCAGUCCUGAUGUGGGUUCAGGCUUUGGAUGUCAUCUUGGAGAAGAUGAAGGCUUCAGGCUUCGACUUCUCUCAAGUCCUCGCCUUGUCUGGGGCAGGCCAGCAACAUGGAAGUGUAUACUGGAAGACUGGGGCCAGCCAGGUGCUGACAAGCCUGUCACCAGACCUCCCGUUACGUGAACAGCUGCAGGCCUGUUUCUCCAUCAGUGACUGCCCAGUGUGGAUGGACUCCAGCACCACAGCCCAGUGCCGCCAGCUGGAGGCCACUGUGGGUGGGGCCCAGGCUCUCAGCUGCCUCACCGGGUCCCGCGCCUAUGAGGUGGGCAGCGGCCACCACAAGCUGGGGACUGAGGCUGGUCCGGGGAGAAAGCGUUUUACAGGAAACCAAAUCGCAAAGAUUUACCAGCAGAACCCUGAGGCCUACUCACACACAGAGGCUAUUUCCAAAGAGGAGGGAAAGAAUGGAAUUGUGGGAAAGAGAAGUCGGGGGCUCUCCUGUCCAGAAGGGGUGGAGAGAAUUUCUUUGGUCAGUAGUUUUGCUGCUUCCCUAUUCCUUGGGUCUUACUCCCCGAUUGACUACAGUGAUGGUUCUGGAAUGAAUUUGUUGCAGAUCCAGGACAAGGUCUGGUCGCAGGCUUGCCUCGGUGCCUGCGCACCUCAUUUAGAGGAAAAGCUUGGCUCCCCAGUACCAUCCUGCUCAGUUGUGGGAGCCAUUUCUUCCUACUAUGUCCAGCGCUAUGGAUUUCCUCCAGGAUGCAAAGUGGUGGCCUUCACUGGGGACAACCCAGCAUCGCUGGCAGGCAUGAGGCUGGAGGAAGGUGACAUUGCGGUCAGCCUAGGCACCAGCGACACCCUAUUUCUCUGGCUCCAGGAGCCCACGCCUGCCCUGGAAGGCCACAUCUUCUGCAACCCGGUUGACACCCAGCACUACAUGGCGCUCCUCUGCUUUAAGAAUGGCUCCCUCAUGAGAGAGAAGAUCCGCGAUGAGUCUGCUUCCCGUUCCUGGAGCGAGUUCUCUAAGGCACUGCAGUCCACAGAGAUGGGGAAUGGCGGAAACCUGGGUUUUUAUUUUGACGUAAUGGAGAUCACCCCUGAAAUUAUUGGGCGUCAUAGGUUUAGUGCAGAAAACCAUGAGGUGUCAGCAUUCCCCUGGGAUGUGGAGAUUCGAGCACUGAUCGAAGGACAAUUCAUGGCCAAGAGGAUUCAUGCCGAGGGCCUGGGAUAUCGAGUCAUGCCCAAGACAAAGAUUUUGGCCACUGGAGGGGCAUCUCACAACAGAGACAUCUUACAGGUGCUUGCAGAUGUGUUUGGCGCCCCGGUGUAUGUCAUAGACACUGCCAACUCAGCCUGCGUGGGCUCUGCAUACCGAGCUUUCCAUGGCCUUGCAGCUGAAACAGAUGCGCCCUUUUCAGAGGUUGUGAAGUUAGCCCCAAACCCCAGAUUAGCUGCUACCCCAACCCCAGGAGCUUCUCAGGGCAACACUAUCUCUGUCUUCCAAGGCUGUUUGCUUUACAAACAUCCUUGAAAAGAUAGUCUGGAAUCAAGGCUGUCACCAGACAUAGAGAAACACCAUGGAGAAUUGUCUCCCAGCAUAUCUUGGAAGCAGAAGCUCAUGCUUUCUGGGUGACCAGAUAACCCACACACAGGUAUGCCCAAGCUUCUAUUAUUUUCUAUUGUGUGUCCUUAUGUUUAAGAGGCAACUCAGUGCAACAGAAGGAUCCUACAUUGAGAUGAAGGGCCUUUGGGUUCUGAUUCUUAUUCUGCCUCUCUCUCAUGAUGUGACAUUCAUGUGACCUUGAGCAGCACUCCUCAUCUCCGAACCUCUGUUUCUUCAUCUGUGAGGUGGGGACAACAUCUGUCCUUUUAACCUAAUUGUGAGGCUUAAAAAGAAUCCUUGACUUUAAUGGCUUUAUUACAUAACAGAAAGUCUGAAGGUAGUUGCUGGUGUUGGUUCAGUGGUUCGACAAUGUCAGGGCUCUGGGUCAUGUUCCCUGAAGUUCUCCAGAUCAGUAGUGGACAAGGGGAACAUCAUGAGAGCCACAUAUCCCAUUUUAAAUUUUCUAGUAGUCUCAUGUUCUAAAAGAGUAAUAAUAAAUAAAUGACUAAUUUUAAUAAUAUAUUUUAUUUAAUUCAACAUGUCCAAAAUAGUGUCAUUUCAACAUGUAAUCAAUAAGAAAAAUUGCCAGUGUGAUAUUUUCCUUUUUUUUUUUUUUGUAUGAAGCUUUUGAAAUCUGGUGUGCAUUUUAUGCUUAUAGCACUAGUCACAUUUCAAGUGCUCAAAGGCAUGUAUGGCUUCUGGCUUCUCUAGUGGAGAGUGUAGCUCUAGAUGUGCUCAAAACAAUCACAGGAUGUCUGCGGCUGCUCCAAACAUCACGUCCCCCACAACUGAAUUCAUAGGAGAGAGUCAGAGUGUGGCAUUGGGCAGAGUCUGUCUUCACACAUUUCUUGCUUAUCAGGGAGAGACAUACUGGUCUGUUCCCCAACUCCCCCACAGACUACCACUUAGUCAUAUGGUCAGCCUGGGCUGUAGGAAACG
Messenger RNA from Diceros bicornis minor, 2759 nucleotides. It is a transcript of the gene XYLB, whose product is annotated as xylulokinase. The coding region runs from base 36 to 1748 and encodes 570 amino acids. Gene Ontology annotation, biological process: D-xylose metabolic process; xylulose metabolic process. Gene Ontology annotation, molecular function: D-xylulokinase activity. Lineage: Eukaryota; Metazoa; Chordata; Mammalia; Perissodactyla; Rhinocerotidae. Gene Ontology annotation, cellular component: cytosol. The record is from RefSeq and is a predicted model, not a curated record. The transcript is spliced from 20 exons.